Messenger RNA from Zea mays, 2214 nucleotides. RefSeq lists its product as uncharacterized. The annotation marks the transcript as partial. Gene Ontology annotation, biological process: DNA integration. The record is from RefSeq and is a predicted model, not a curated record. NCBI's taxonomy places the organism in Eukaryota, Viridiplantae, Streptophyta, Magnoliopsida, Poales, Poaceae. The transcript has 6 exons. Gene Ontology annotation, molecular function: nucleic acid binding; zinc ion binding.
AUGCCGUCCUCUUCCUCAUCUGCUGCAAAUACACCGCCGGCCGGCACAUUGUCUGAGGACACUCUGAGCGACAUGGCGGCGGAGGAGCUCCGUCCUGGUGAUACAGUUGAGUUUGGCGUGUCGCGGAUUUCCUCGGUCCGCGUCGAGGAUAUGCAGCAACUUGGAUAUUUUGGUGGUGGAGUGGGGCAUGUUCUGGGGGCGGAGGAGAAUAUUGCUGUUGUUGUGUCGGCAGUGAUGAACAAGGACCGUCAAGACGAUGCGCAGAAGCGCCGAGCGGUCGUCAGGAUCGCAGAUCCUAGGCGUGAGGCGAAGAGGGCGUGGGGGAGCGCGAAGGUUGCCGCCUCCGGCAGUAGCCAGCCGAUGCCGGCUGCGAAACCGGUAGCGCCUGGAUCCAGCAAGGCGUCGGCGAGCGCGAAGACUGUCGCCUCUGGCGGAACCAAGCCUCCCCCGGGUGGAUCCGCGAAAGGACGGGAGCUGCCUUCGCCGGGGAGACGUGUUGGCGACUUCAGCACGGACAUCAGUGUCGAGGCAGCCGACUUUGCCGACCGCGUGGCGUCGGGUGUCCUGACUGCAGAUGUGGCUGUCGAAGUCGAGAGACUUCGGGCGCAGCACGCGGAUGCCGUUCGGGAGAGGUCGACGACGGAAAGCAAGAACCGCAGGCUGGCGGAGAAAAUGGAGCGUGCUGAGGACGUCGAGGACUUUGGAGCUCUGGACGGCGCGCCGCCCGAGGCUACGGACGUCAAUCUGGUGCUGCCCUCGGGUGUUGGUGAAGGCCUCUCGGCUGUGCCCAUGCCUACUGUGGAUAUGUUCCAGACUCAGGCUAGGACUGAAAGGUUCAAUGUGUCCAAAGCCUUUCUGGAAUGCAAGCUAGCAGAAGGCGCAACAGUUGGGCCACACGUAAUCAAAAUGGUUGGUUACAGUCAGAGGUUGGAGAAGCUAGGCUUCCCAAUAAGCCAAGAGUUGGCCACUGACUUCAUUUUGGCAUCUCUUCCGCCCAGCUAUGGAAACUUCAUCACGAACUACCAUAUGCAUGGGGCGGAGAGGGGCCUCAAUGAACUAUGUGGCAUGCUGAAAACUGCAGAGGGGGACAUAAAGAAAAGCGCUGGCAGCAGCGGCCAUGUGAUGGCGGUCCAAAACAAACCCAACUUUAAGAAGAAGGGUAAAACUCAAAAGAAGAAGGGCAAGGCAAAGGAUACAGUAUCCAAGCCAAAUCAAAAGCCUAAGGCUGGACCAGCUGCAGAUGCAGAGUGCUUUUAUUGCAAAGAACUUGGUCACUGGAAAAGGAAUUGCAAGCAGUACUUGGCCUCUAUUAAGGAUCACGGCGAUCGUGGUGGUGAAUAUUUGAGUCAUGAGUUUAGCAAUCAUCUAAAGAGUUGUGGAAUUGUUCCACAGCUUACGCCGCCUGGAACGCCUCAGAGGAAUGGCGUGUCUGAGCGACGUAAUCGGACUUUAUUGGAUAUGGUUCGAUCAAUGAUGAGCCAGUCGGACCUACCUUUGUCGUUUUGGGGAUACGCUCUAGAAACAGCAGCUUUCACACUAAAUAGGGUACCAUCUAAGUCCGUAGUUAAGACACCAUAUGAGAUGUGGACUGGGAAGACUCCCAGUUUGUCUUUUCUGAAGAUUUGGGGUUGUGAGGUUUACGUCAAGCGACUACAGUCGGAUAAACUCACUCCAAAAUCGGACAAGUGCAUGUUCGUGGGAUAUCCAAAGGAAACUUUAGGAUAUUACUUUUACCACCGGUCAGAGGGAAAAGUGUUUGUCGCCCGGAACGGUGUGUUCUUAGAGAAAGAGUUUCUCAAAAGAGAGAAAAGUAAACAAAAGGUGUAUCUUGAAGAAGUUCAGGAUGAGUCAGUGGGACAAGAUUCAACAAGUGAUGCUAAUGUAGCAGAACAAGUUGAGACGUCUAUGGCAAGAGAAUCACCACCACAACCACGAAGGUCAGCAAGGCUUCGCGAGGCACGAGGAGAAGUGCUAUUGUUGGGCAAUGGGGAAGUGUUGUUGUUAGACAACGACGAACCUGCAACAUAUUCAGAAGCGAUGAUGGACCCAGAUUCCGAGAAAUGGCAUGUCGCCAUGAGAUCCGAGAUAGAUUCCAUGGGAGAAAAUCAAGUUUGGAACUUGGUUGACCCGCCUGAUGGUGUUAGACCUAUAGAAUGCAAAUGGAUCUAUAAGAAGAAGAAAGACAUGGAUGGAAAUGUUCACAUCUAUAAGGCU